AUGAUAGGUCAGCAAUUUAAAGAAUUAAACGUCGAUUUAAAUGCUAUACCAUUUUGGAGUAAAGAUAACAAUAGUGAUAUUGUGAAAUUACGUUCAAUAUUGAAACAAAAAUUGUUUAAAAAGUAUAAUUAUUUACUUAAUGAAGCCCGUUAUAUAUAUAAUAAAUCGUUAGCGCCGACAACAGUACCAAUAAUAGCACAUCAUCCUGAUUCGCGUAUUAUUGAUCUUACAACUCGAAAAUUGUCUCAAUGGGAAGCAAUGUAUUAG
This is a messenger RNA of Didymodactylos carnosus, 267 nucleotides long. The record is from the annotation of a GenBank genome assembly. NCBI's taxonomy places the organism in Eukaryota, Metazoa, Rotifera, Eurotatoria, Philodinida, Philodinidae.